GCAAACCGAGAGACACGGAAACGCCCCACACCUGACUCCCCCUAACUGUCACCACACCUCUGGAGAAACAUCUGAACUAAUUCAACAGGGCAAAGGCAGAAGUAGCUGGAGGGACCAAAAGCAUCUGUGAUUUGUUUGUGGAAGUAUAGCGCGCGCUCAUGGCGGCAGCUCGGCUGCUUUAGGAGGGUACUUCAGUGGAUUUUAGUGGGAAAAACUAAAUGAUGUCAGACAGAAUAAUGGAUACACUCAGACUGUCCGCUGCUCUUCUUCUACUUCUGUCUUUAUUUAGCUGUGGAAGGGCUAUACAGUUUCCCGACUCCCAACUGACCCGCAAAUGGGCAGAACAGAUGCAGGAGGAGCUUGUGCAGUUGAUCGAUGCUGAGAGCGGCAUACAUAAGCUCAAAGAAAUUUUCAAGGAUUUGCACAAACACUAUACUGUGAAGCAAAACAACGCUGAACAGCUGGUGGCAAAAGCUGCGAGUGAAAUCGAAAAACUUCUUGCCAGCCGCUCCAAAGCUCUAGAGGCGCUGGCGACUGCUGCGGAGAAACUACAGAUGGAACACCAGUGGAAGGAUGACCUUGACGUGAAUGAGACCAUCUACUACAAUGCCAAGGACAAGUUUCACAUUAAUGACACGGAAAUGAUCCAAAACCGGGUCCGACCAGAAUUCAAAGAGGAUCCUGCUUUCAAACGCCUUGUUUCAUACAAUACGACAGCAGUGCACAUUCCCACAGAUAUUUAUGAGGGCUCCACUAUAAUCCUGAAUGAGCUAAACUGGACUGCGGCUUUGGAUGAGGUCUUCAGGAAGAACAAGGUAGAUGACCCGUCCCUCCUCUGGCAGGUGUUUGGCAGUGCAACUGGCCUGGCUCGAUACUUCCCAGCUUCUCCUUGGGUUGACACAAAGAACACACCGAACAAGAUCGACCUAUAUGAUGUACGCCGAAGGCCCUGGUAUAUCCAGGGUGCAGCUUCACCUAAAGACAUGUUGAUCCUGGUGGAUGCGAGUGGAAGUGUGUCGGGCCUGACGUUGAAGCUCAUUCGCACUUCCGUCAGUGAGAUGCUGGAAACCCUCUCUGAUGAUGAUUACGUCAACAUCGUCUCUUUCAACAAUUCGGCUAAGUCGGUUGCCUGCUUUGAAAACCUGGUCCAAGCAAACGUCCGCAAUAAGAAGAUUCUGAAGGAGGCGGUGCAGAAGAUCACUGCGAACGGCACCACUGACUAUAAAAUCGGCUUCAAGGAGGCGUUUGACCAGCUCUCCUCAAUGAAUGUUUCAAGAGCAAACUGUAAUAAGAUCAUCAUGCUAUUCACUGAUGGAGGGGAGGACAGAGCUUCAGAGAUCUUUGAUGAGUACAACCCUGAGCAGAAGGUUCGAAUCUUCACCUUCUCUGUGGGCCAGCACAACUAUGAUAAGACACCAAUUCAAUGGAUGGCUUGCCAUAACAAAGGUUUUUACUAUGAGAUUCCAUCCAUUGGAGCCAUCAGGAUUAACACCCAGGAGUACCUGGAUGUGUUGGGCAGACCCAUGGUGAAACAAGACAAGAAAGCAAAAAAUGUGCAGUGGACCAACGUUUACGUGGAUGCACUGGAACUGGGCCUUGUGAUUACAGGCACUCUGCCAGUGUUCAAUAAAACCAAGAACAGUCAAGGCAAGGCUAAGGGCCAGAGCCAGUUGAUUCUGGGGGUGAUGGCCAUAGACGUGUCUCUGGACGACAUCAAGAGACUGACUCCUCGUUUCACUCUCGGGCCGAAUGGAUAUUACUUCGCCAUCGACCCCAACGGCUAUGUGCUACUUCAUCCCAACCUUCAACCAAAGGAUCUCAAGUCUCAGGAACCAGUGACGUUGGACUUCCUGGAUGCUGAACUAGAGGAUGAGAUGAAAGUAGAGAUCAGAAGAAACAUGAUAGAUGGUCUCAAGAAUCAAAAGGGAUUCCACACACUUGUAAAGUCACAAGAUGAGCGUUACAUAGACAGGGCCACCAGAACCUACACUUGGGCUCCAGUCAACAAGACAGACUACAGUCUUGCUUUAGUUCUACCCGAUUACAGUGUGAGCUACAUCAAGGCCACAAUUGGAGAUACCAUCACUCAAGCAAAAUCUUGGAGUCCCUCAAAUAAUUCCGAAGAAACUGUUUCUGAAAGCCUGCAGGUGGACAAAUUUGAAGAGUAUGGAUAUACUUUAAUAGCACCCAGAGAUUACUGCACAGAUCUGAAAGCUCAGAGUGACAACAACACACAAUUUCUCAUCGACUUCAAUCAAUACAUUGACACAAAGACCCCCAACAACCCACUGUGUAAUAUGGACCUAAUAAACAGGAUGCUGUUGGAUGCUGGCAUCACCGCUGAACUGGCCAAAUACUGGGGCGAACAAGAACUGAAUGACAGAAUCAAGGCUAAGUUUGUGGCGACAGAUGGCGGUGUCACUAGAGUCUAUCCUGCGAGUGCUGGUCCAGAAUGGACAGAAGAGGCAGAAACGUAUGAGUCCAGUUUCUACAAGAGAAGUCUGGACAAUGAUGCUUAUAUAUUUACAUCAUACCCAACCCAAAAUAAAACUCACGAUUCAAUUUUAGCGAGUAGAGCGAUGGACCUGAGAAUUGAUGAAUUCAUGCUGAAACCAGCAGUUGUCGGUGUAAAACUGGAUAUACAGACCUGGAUGGAAAGCUUCAUGAACACUACAAUUACGCCUAAAUGUGUUGGUGAAAUCUGUGGGUGCAGGAGAAAUGAUGCGCAUCUGGACUGUGUACUUCUGGACGAUGGAGGCUUCCUUGUCAUGGCCAAUCAGGACGAGCGCAUGAGUAAGAUCGGAACGUUUUUCGGGAUGAUUGACCCCAGCCUAAUGAGAAAUAUGAUGAAUGUCUCCCUCUACUCAUUCAACAAAACCUAUGACUACCAGGCCCUCUGUGAACCCACCAGAGAAUCUAAAGCUGCUGCUGGUCUCAGAUCAGUCUACGUGCCCACCAUAGCAGACAUCCUGAACAUUGGUUGGUGGGCUUCUGCAGCAGCCUGGUCAAUAUUGCAGCAGUUGUUUGUCAGCAUCACAUUUCCUAAUUUCCUUGAGGCAGUGGAACAAGAUGAUGACCUGUCUGAAAUACCACAUAAAGAGAGUUGCAUUAAAGAGCAGACACAGUAUUUCUUUGAGAACAACGAGACAACUUUUAAGGGGACUGUUGAUUGUUUAAACUGCUCUAGGCAGUUCAUAGCUGAAAAGCUUCCGAAGACAAAUCUAGUGCUUAUUGUUGCUGACGCACAGAUAAAUUGCCUGAUAUGUGAUGAAAAUCCAUUCUCCCAGGAAGAAAAGCCUUCUGCGGGUCCAGAUCCCUGCAUGUUAGCCCAGAACCCACGGUAUCGGAAAGGUCCGAAAGAGUGCUUUGACGACAACUCAAAAGAGGACGGGGAGGAAUGUGGUGGGGCAUCAGGUCUGACUCCGUCUAUCGUGUCCAUGGUCCUCCUCCAGUUGCUGCUGCUCUGGCUUCUGAUUGGACGAGGACACUGUCUCUCGUGACCUCAGCACAGAGACACCACACCCCUCUACGAUGCCAAAACACAUACCACAUCACAUAUGAACGUUCAUCCGGACUCCCACGCCACAGCCCAGCACAUGGAGGAAGAGGCUCUGACCCAGGAAGUACAAAACCGAAGCCAUGAUCACUCACAGCCCUUGAGGUCAAAGUAGGUCGGAGAUGAUAAAUGAGCAACGACCUUUAACAUUUGACCUCUGAGGUCGGACGGGGUGGGCAGACUUAACUGGGUGGGCAGACCUUGACACUUCAUCUCCACUUUGCCCAUGGAGAUGAACUACGUCCCAGUGUAAUAACGAAAAAAUGAUCCAAUCACAACACUGCCAACCAAAGUUUCACCCUUUACCAGUGUGAUGCCUUUUUUAACCUAUUUGUCCUUCAACAUAUUUACAGCGACUAGUUCCUCAGUAUUACAAACUGUUUAUAUGUGACUUUUAUGGCCUCGUCACGUUUGCCCUGCUGAGUGAGAUAUUUAAUGGACCCCUCAGGGUCGGGUCAGAAUCCAACCUUGUUUGUGGUCUGCAGCCCAUUACUGGAAAAAAAGGACAAAUGAGCAAGUGACCCAAUAGCAAAAGUCUCUUGUUUUUCCCAGUGGUGUCCACCUCUGUGCCUCGGGAAUAUCGAUUUCAUUUCCGACCGCUGUGUGAGAACAAUCCCUCCCUCCAUUUGCCCGUAUUCGAUAUCACACGGUGAUUUUUAUCCGCCCAUAGUGCAUUCAAACGUGCACUGCUGCCAAAUUUUACCCGGUGUGUGGUCUUGCUGUACUUUGCACUUGAUGCCAAGCAGGUCGUGUGGCCAAACUGCCCCGUCAUUUUUAUUUAGGGCUUUUUAAACAACUGCCAAUUCGUACCGACCUAAAAGCUAGCUUGCAAAGUUGUGUGUCCUGAUUGUGAGUAUGAAGAAGAAGAAAAAAAUGCUGUUGCAUGUGUGUGUUUUUUUUUUUUUUUUUUUUUUGGUGCAUUACCUGUUUAUUUUAGAUCUUUUAAGAUAUUUAAAGAUUUGCUGUAUAUUUAAUUUUAAGUUUUCCGUUCUAUAAUUAAUCUGUGUGUGUGUGGAUAUGCAGAAGGGUGGAAAGGCAUUUAUGACGGUUGCUCUUUCCCACACUUUAAUAUCAUCUGGAGAACUCGGAAAGGUGGAAAGAAAAUCAUCUAAUGUUUACAGUUAUUUUGAGACACUCGAGUUUUUAUGAGAAAUGUUGCCCCUGGUUGAGCUGUCUUUCGGGUCUCUGAUGUGUCAUAUUUCACUUUAAUGUCAGAGGCAGAGCUCUGUCAGCCUUUCUUUCCUGUCAACGUGCCUUGAUGUAAAUGGAUACAUAUAAAAAUAAGUGAAGGAAUAUCACAUGUGCAAUCUGACCCUGGUAAUAUCGUCAUUCUGAUCUGACAAACAAAACGUCCGUCCCUUUAAGAGAUCCUGACUGAAUCUUUGUGCCUCAAUCAAAUCUGGUCACGAAUCCAAAAUGUAUGGAAUAAUUAAGAUUUUGAGAAGAGACAAGGAUAAUUAUG
Messenger RNA from Pimephales promelas (fathead minnow), 5018 nucleotides. The record is from RefSeq and is a predicted model, not a curated record. NCBI's taxonomy places the organism in Eukaryota, Metazoa, Chordata, Actinopteri, Cypriniformes, Leuciscidae.